AUGUGCCGGUCGGCGGGACUAAAGGCAGUCUAUGGAACAACGGCCGAAGCAACCGGAGAUGCUACUGCAGUCUCGUGCACCAGCGUUGCGCCGAGAGCCGUGACACCGGUUGUCCUGAUCUGUUCAGAUAGAGCGGUUCUCCAGACCUUUGCGGAGCACUUAUGGUCAACUGACAGCUCUACUACGGGUUCAAGCAGCAUCGUCGUCGACCUGGGAGAGAUGAGCGAUGACCCGCGCGGCGCGGAGCUAGCGCUUGCCGGGACCAAGGCUGACGGGGUCUUCGUGUGUCGUUCCACGCUGUGCCUCGACCACCCCGACCUCAAGAGCAUGGCGCAUGCGCACCCGCUCACGGUGCAUCUAGCGCUGGACACCGACGACACCGACACGCUCAAGCGCUGCGAGCAAGCGACCAAAUACACGGUCGUUGUGGGCGACGGGAGGGUGGAGGAAGACUACGCCAAGGCCGAGCUGUCGCGCUUGGUUGCCUUCUCGCGGAAGCCAAAGCCGUCUCCUGCGGACGUGGCGCUGGACAUGGGCAAGAACACCUUCUUCCUGUCGCUCACGUUCGAGGACUUCUCGCUGCACACAGACCUCCUGCCGACCCUGACGGAAGGCGUGGACGCCAUGGAGCUGCGGGUGGACCUACUAGCCGACAACGAGGAUCCGUACACCGUGCUGAGGCAGCUCUCCAUCUUGCGCCGUCACACUGGCUACCUGCCGGUCGUCUUUACGAUUCGUUCGAAAGGGCAGUGCGGCGCCUUCCCCGACGACCCCGAGAAGAUCUUCCGGCUGGCGAGGUGGGGCCUGCGCGCCGGUUGCGAGGUGAUGGACGUGGAGGCGAACUGGCCGAUGAGCUACAGGGAGGGCUUGAUCCGAGAGGCAGGGGAGAACUACCCGGGAGCGGUGUUGGUGGGGUCUUACCACGUUGUCGGAAGGAAGACUACGGAGGAGCAGGCGAAGGAGCUCUUCAUGGAGUGCUACCACGACGGCGCUGUGGAUGGCGUCAAGGUGGUCACAACCGCCUUCGAGCCCGAGGACAGCAUCCGAGUCCACGCCGCCGCUAAAUCCCUCGCCCUCCCCGUCCCCUACAUCGGGCUCUGCCUGACCGAAACCGGGAAGCUCAGCAGAGUCCUCAACAAGCGCUUCACGCCCGUGACCCACGAGAACCUCCCCUUCGUCGCCGCCCCGGGCCAAAUGUCCUCCAAAGAGAUCAUGCACCACCGCGCGGAGCUCGGCCUUUGUCCUCCUCGCUCCUUCUUCCUGUUCGGGUCGCCGAUCUCCGCGUCCCCUAGCCCAGACAUGCACAACGCUGGGUUCCGUAGCACCGGCCUCCCGCACGAGUACUUUCUCUGCGAGGGGGAAGACCCGGCGAUUAUGGCGGAGGCGCUGUCUAGGCCUGACUUCGGUGGCGCGUCGGUGACCAUUCCCCACAAGCAGAACGUGUUGCCCUUGCUGGACGAGGUGAGCGAGGCCGCGGAAGCCAUCGGGGCCGUCAACACCGUCGUCGUGGGGACCGAUCCGGAGACCGGUGCUCGACGCCUCAGGGGCGACAACACCGAUUGGCUCGGGAUAUUGAGGCCGGUGAAGGCGCGGCUGGAGGCGUCGUCAGGGUGGGAGCAGGGAAGGGGUGGGGUUGCUCUAGUGGUCGGGGCGGGCGGGGCGGCGAUGGGAGCGCUCUUUGCCAUGCAGCGGUUAGGGCUUGAGGUCGUCGUGUACAACCGUACGCCAUCAAAGGCGGAGGAACUAGCGGGGAGAUUUGGAGGCGCGGCGGUCUCUGCGCUGGAUGCGGAGACCUUGGAAAAGGCGUGCGGGGCUGCUGCUGUGGAUGUUGUGGUAUCUACUAUUCCGGCUGCUGCGGAAUUCACCUUGCCUGACUACCUUUUGGAGAGCAAGCCCGUAGUAUUCGACGCGGCAUACAAGCCGGCAUUGACAUCGCUCCUGGCGCAAGCCAAGGAGGCUCAGUGUCCGUACGUGCAGGGAGCGGACAUGCUAGUGGAGCAGGGCUUGGAACAGUUCCAGCUGUGGACGGAGCGACGGGCUCCGAGAGAAGAGAUGGAAGGCGCGGUGUUCGCCAAAGUUGAUCGGAUAUAA
Molecule: messenger RNA, 2091 nt
Organism: Ectocarpus siliculosus
Lineage: Eukaryota; Phaeophyceae; Ectocarpales; Ectocarpaceae
Source: the annotation of a GenBank genome assembly